This is a messenger RNA of Penicillium coprophilum, 1278 nucleotides long. RefSeq lists its product as uncharacterized. The transcript is spliced from 5 exons. Bases 1 to 1278 code for a protein of 425 amino acids. Gene Ontology annotation, molecular function: O-methyltransferase activity. The record is from RefSeq and is a predicted model, not a curated record. NCBI's taxonomy places the organism in Eukaryota, Fungi, Ascomycota, Eurotiomycetes, Eurotiales, Aspergillaceae.
AUGGUUGACGUUGCAAACCUCACAUUGAGUGGAAUCGCCCGCGCUGAAGGGGACCAGGAGGCCUAUUUUGCCAGUGUGGCAACAUCCCCUAGUGCCCCCGAGCUGAUUCCUAGUCUGAUCAAUCAAAUUACUAUCCUUGGCAAAUCCGUCAUUCUGAAGGACUACAACGAUCGAACCGCGCUUGUGGAAGCUGCUCAAUCCCUGAUCUAUGCACUUCAAACUCCGCGUGAGUCUAUGAAUAGACAUUGUUGGAGCCAUGCUGCUACGUAUGCUUGUGUGGAGAUCGGUUUUGAUCUGGGACUUUUUGCUAUUUUAUCUAAGGAUGAAAAGCCCAAAUCUACUGCCGAGCUGGCCAAGGCCGUAGGCGCUGACCCAGCCUUUCUUGGUCGCAUCCUGAAGCACUUGAGCACAAUGGGAGUCAUCCUUCAGACCGGUCCUGAUGAAUACCGCCGCACCGGAACUACUAUUUCGUUAAGCUGGAAGCUAUGCAUUGAUUCAUACGCUUGCGCGACUAAUUGCCUAACCGCCGGUGUGGUUGCUCUACCUGCCUAUCUUAAACAGGCCGGAUAUGUUAACCCAUCCAACGGCAAGGAUUGUGCUUUCCAGCGCGGAUACCAAACCGAUCUUCAUUUCUUCGAGUAUUUGAAGGAGAACCCAGUGAUUGCUAGCCAGUUCAACAACCAUAUGGCUUUUUACCGCCAAGGACGUCCUAGUUGGAUGGACGCCGGUUUCUACGAUGUCCCUAGCCUGAUCGCUAAUGUUGGACAAGAUGAUGUUCUCCUUGUCGAUAUCGGUGGUGGCCUAGGCCACGACAUCUCCGAGUUUAGACGCAAGUGGCCUGAUGCUCCUGGACGCCUAGUGCUACAAGAUACUCCCGAGCUGACUGCUCAAUCUAAGAAAAAGCAACUACACCCGUCUAUUGAGCCGAUGGUGCAUGACUUCUUCACUGAGCAGCCUAUCAAGGGCGCUCGCGCUUACUAUUUCCACACUGUUAUCCACGACUGGUCAGAUGAUAAUGCCCGCAAGAUGCUGAAGGCUAUCGCGGAUGCCAUGAAGCCCGGAUUUAGCAAGGUGCUAAUUAACGACCAAGUUGUCACUGCUACCGACGCAUACUGGGAGACAACCAGCAUGGAUCUUCUCAUGAUGGCCGAUUUCGCUACUACUGAGCGGACUGAAGCCGAGUGGCACAGACUGGUGGAAUCUGCUGGACUGAAGAUCAAGAAGAUUUGGAAUGUCCACAGAGGAAUUGAGAGUCUUAUUGAGUGUGAAUUGGCAUAG